AAGUGUGUGAUAGACAGGUAAAGGGUUUGUGAGGGCCAGGUAGUGUGUGUAUGAGGAGGGCAGGUAGUGAGUGUGCGAGAGACAAUCAGGACAGGUAGAGGGUGUGAUAGUGGGAGGGCCAGGUAGAGGUUGUGUGAGGGACAGCCAGGACAGGUAGAAAGUGGGGGAACAAAUUCAAGACAGGUAGAAGUUGUGUGAGAAAGACAGGUAGUGUGUGUGUGUGAGACAGGAUAAGUAGAGUGUGUGAUAGACAUUGUGUGAGGGUCGGCUAAAGGGUUUGCUAGGACAGGUAGAAAGCCGGGGACAAAUUCAAGACAUCUAGAGUGUGUGUGAGUGACAGGUAGUGUGUGUGAAGGAUAGGUCAAAUCUGUGUGAUCAUUAGGCAGAGAGCAACAGGGACAGGUAGAGAGUGUUAGAGAUAAUUGGAGUGUGAGCUGCGAACCAGGUCUGGAAGACCAGGUGUGGGAAAGGUAGAGAGUGUUAGAGAUAAGUGGAGAGUGAGCUGCGAACUAGGGCUGGAAGACCAGGUGUGGUAGAGAGUUUUAGAGAUAAGUGGAGAGUGAGCUGGUAGGCAGUAUCUGGGAAACACCGGGAGGACAGUAACAUGCCAGCUGUUCUGUCAGGAAGUGGGAGUAUGUCGGGUAACCCACCAGGUAUGGGGAUCAUACCACCAGGUAGAGAGACAAUGCCAUGGUUUGGAAUGGACAUUGGCGGAACAUUGUGUCCCCGCGUGAAUUGCUGGUGUAUUUCGAAAGCCACGAGACAUCAGCAGUCUUACAGCUGUGUUUGAAGAACAUGGUUUGGAGGAAGUGGAAACACUGCGGACAAUCCGCCGUUAUCUGACAGGGAAUGUCGCAUACGGCAAGACAGGGAUCAGAGAUGUCCAUCUGGAAAUGCCCAACCAAAUGAUAGGAAACAGACGAGGAUCUCUGCACUUUAUACGUUUUCCCACCUCAGAAAUGUACGCUUUUAUAGAUCUUGCAAAAUCCAAAAACUUUUCCAGUUUAUCUAGUGCAAUCUGUGCCACAGGGGGAGGAGCUUACAAGUUCGAGGAGGACUUCUAUAAGAUGGUGAAUCUGCGCCUUCACAAGUAUGACGAGCUUGAGUGCCUCCUAAAGGGUAUCCACUACAUCGAUCGCUUCAACCCCUCCUUCGAGUGCUACUACUGGACUGACCCAGGCAACUCCCAGCUCUGUCAGAAGGUCCCAUUCGACUUCAGGAAUCCAUAUCCCUACCUCGUUGUCAAUAUUGGAUCAGGUGUCAGCAUCUUGGCUGUCAAGUCUCCUUCUGAAUACAGGAGAGUCUCAGGAACCAGUCUGGGAGGUGGAACAUUCCUGGGUUUGUGUUGUCUGCUGACAAAUUGUGAGACGUUUGAGGAUGCCAUCCAGCUGGCGUCUGAGGGGGAUGCCACCAAGGUGGACAAGCUUGUGCGUGACAUCUACGGCGGUGACUACGACAAGUUCAACCUGAAAGGGGAGACUGUAGCCAGCAGUUUUGGCCAGAUGAUGAGCAAAGAUCGGAGAGAGACGGCUUCAAGGGCUGAUCUGGCCAAGGCAACCCUGGUUACCAUCACCAACAACAUUGGCUCAAUAGCACGGAUGUGUGCCGUCACAGAGAAAAUCGAGCGUGUGGUGUUUGUGGGGAACUUCCUGCGAGUGAACACUAUUUCCAUGAAACUGCUGGCCUAUGCCAUGGACUUCUGGUCAGGAGGGUCACUCAAGGCCCUCUUCCUGGAGCAUGAGGGCUACUUUGGAGCUAUGGGCUGCCUGAUGGAGUACCUGAACCUGGGUCACCCUUGCAACACCUGAGGCCGAAGUUGUCACAAACCAACAUCUACUGUUACUGCCAACGUCAUGUCUUGGAAUAGCUAGCAAUAUGCUGUGGGAUAACAAGCUGAUAUACUGUAAUGACUCUGGGAUAACAAGCUGAUAUACUGUAAUGACUCUGGGAUAACAAGCUGAUAUACUGUAAUGACUCUGGGAUAACAAGCUGAUAUACUGUAAUGACUGGGAUAACAAG
This is a messenger RNA of Haliotis rubra (blacklip abalone), 2019 nucleotides long. RefSeq names its product pantothenate kinase 2, mitochondrial-like. NCBI's taxonomy places the organism in Eukaryota, Metazoa, Mollusca, Gastropoda, Lepetellida, Haliotidae. The transcript is spliced from 7 exons. Gene Ontology annotation, cellular component: nucleus; cytosol. Gene Ontology annotation, biological process: coenzyme A biosynthetic process. Gene Ontology annotation, molecular function: ATP binding; pantothenate kinase activity. The record is from RefSeq and is a predicted model, not a curated record. Bases 894 to 1808 code for a protein of 304 amino acids.